CAGUUUGCAGUCGACAGUUUACUAGACAGAGGGAAAGGGUCCGCUCAGCGAGGUCCCAGGAGGCAGGUAAGAGGCGUGCAAAUAGGAGGGGGACAGAAAGGACCCCCAAAGGAAGGGAAAGGAGCCAGGAAGGAGCCUACUGAGACGCUUGUGCAGUGAAGUUGGGGAGAGAACAGAAGAAAGUGCUGGCUGGACCAGAGACGCCAGGGGAAGUUCAGACACCAGCACUCAGCCCAGCCCCGGCACAGAGAGCCAGCCUGGUGGUGACCCCGUGACCCUCUUCAGAAGCCUCUACCUGCAGGGCGGCCAACGCACAGGUGCUUUGGGAAGAAGGCCUGUUCUGGAAUCUGGGAGCCGCAGAAGCCGGAGGAAUCGAGGAGGGUUUCUGGGAGCACCCCUCAAGCUUCAGUGUGGCCCAGGUCUGGGUUGGCCACCUGGGGCUCGCCAGUGGCACUCCAGCCUUCCAGAGGUCUGGCCAGAGCCAGCGGGAAAGAGCCGCACACCAGAGAAAGGGUAAAGGUGGACACUUUGCCUCCAGAUCUCCUCUGGGGGCAGCCUCCCUCUUCCUUCCAGCUCUGUUGUCCUGUUCCCCACUGGCCAUGACCUCAGGGUCCCUGGCCUAAGCUGGGGACUGUGAAAGUGACCACCCAGGAGAAGACCCAUCACAGUAGGACUGAAUUCAGUUUAGCAAUGGCGAUUCCCUCCAUGUUGAGUCAACGAGGGCUCUAAGCCCGUGGGUACGGGUACAGCCCGACAGAAGCAGCAUCCUUGAUCCCAAGGUGUUUUGAGGUGACCCACAGAAGUCCCCAUGGAGACAUAACCGUGCUGGAUCUCAACGUGAGAAUCUCUGUUCACCUCUACUCACCCUCUUGAUUCCAGGAGUUUCAGGAAAGCAAGGACCCCUCCACGGACAUUGGCCCCUCUGCCCCCUCGCAGCUGCCCGUGAAGGGUGCCAAGGCGGACUCUGAUCUCCACGGGAGAUGGAGAGGAAGAGCUCGGGGUGCUGUGAGGCUCCAAAGAAACGGGGCCUGUCUUUCUCCAUCGAGGACAUCUUAAAGAGGCCGGCUGAGAGGAGCGAUGUGGUCAGGUCGGAAGGGACAAGUGGACGGGGCACCAGACAGGCAGCAGCUGCAGAUUUCGAGCCAGAGAGACCCCCACAGGACCAGCCCCAAGAGGGGAAGAAGGGUAAGCGGAGGAUCCGAACCACCUUCACCACAGAGCAGCUGCAGGAGCUGGAGAAGAUCUUCCACUUCACUCACUACCCUGAUGUCCACGUCCGCAACCAGCUGGCGGCCAGGAUCAACCUCCCAGAAGCUCGUGUGCAGAUCUGGUUCCAGAAUCAGCGAGCCAAGUGGCGGAAGCAGGAGAAGACAAACAGCCUUGGGGCUUCGCAACCGCUGAGUGAGGCCGGCUUGGCCCCGCCCACAAACCCGGACGUGGCCAAACUGGACUCUGAGAAGCAAAGUGACUUUUCCGAGACAAACGGUUGCUGUAAAUGCUGGAAUGAGGACCAGGUUUCCUGGCCCCCCUGGGCAAGUGCUUCUCCCCAGGGCCCCACGCUGCCACCCCCUGCACAGCCCAGGCUGCUUCCUCUCACCAGGUGCUGUCCACCAGCUCAAGGUCAACUGACCUCUGCCUGGCUCCCCGCCCAGAUCACCCUCCUCCCAUGCCACCCAUGGGAGACACAGCCUCUGCCAGGCCCUCUCAUCAUCCAGCAGACCUGCAUCCCUACACUCUGCUUGUUCCCACCUCCACACCCCAGAGGAGGCAGCAUCUGUACCACCUCCAUAACAGAGACUGGACAUCCUCUCCUGCGUGGAGCCUCUCUCCUCUCCAGGUGAAAACAGGUGGCGGGAAAGUAACCAGGUCUCUGGGGGAAUCAAUCUCAUGAUUCAGAGAUGACCCACAGUUCAGGAAGCCACCCUGAGCAUGUCCUUUGGCAGGUUGCUUCGGAUUCAGCAGCAAGGUGACCAAUAAAGGAAGCUCUGCUCUCUCCUGGCCAGUGUGGCCCUCCUGCUUCAGACAACAGAUGCUAUGUGAGGUCUCAGGAUGAGCCCUGGAAGGAGGAGGUUGCCCUCUUGCACCUGUGUUUCCUUUAUGUGGUUGUGUGACCUCCAGCCAGUCGUUCACCCCUCUGGACUUCAUCUGUAACACAGGCUGUUGCACAAGAUGACUCCUGAGCACCCUUCUGGCCCUUACCUUGGUGAGAUGAACCAUGGUGAGAACAGCACAGAGAAGGCCAAAGAGAGGUUGUUUGUUCAUUCACUCAUAAGACACUUAUUAAAUGCCUACUGAGUGCUUCAUACAUGGAACUGGAUAUUGGCAUGAACAACUGAGGCUCUGCCCACAGGAGCUCAGUCCAGGAUGACCAAAAGGGUAAUGCUGACCUUCCCCUGCAGGCAGAACAUUCGCUCAAUGACCUUGCAAGAGGUCCACAGUUAAUGCAUUCUGUUAGGGAUUGAUAUGAAUGUUCUAAAGAGGAAGAGAAAUAUAGAAACAUUUCUUUAAAACUUUAAACAGAAUUUAGUGUCUUUGGUUAUUCUGCCGGGCUGGGGAUGGAUGUUGUCAUUUCUGGUUUGGAUGAAGGGAAAGAUAGUAAGCUGUAAUCACAGUUCAUCUUCCCAGGACCUUGCAAGGGGCCCAGUUAGAAAGCCAGCCUCAUUCUAUGCUGAAAAGUCUAAGAAAGAGGGAGAGAAGGAGACAGAGAAAUUGAUUUUUUUUUAAUAUAAGGAAUUGGCUUUCACAGUUAUAGAAGCCAAAAAGUCCCAUGAGCAGCAGUUGGCCAAUUGAAAAUGGAGACCCAGGAGAGCAGAGGGUAUCAGCUCCAGUGUGAGACUGAAGGCAGAAGCUCCAUGUCCCAGUUCAAAGACAAUAAGGCAGAGAGAGCAAAUUCUUCCUUCUCCCACAGUUUCGUUCUAUUCAGCCCUCAAUGGACUGAAUGAGGUCCACCCACAUGGGGGAAGGCCAUCUGCUUUACUCAGUCUGCUGAUCACAAUGUUCGUCUCAUCCAGAAACACCUUCACAAACAUACCCAGAAUAAUGUGUAGUUGAAUAUCUAGUUACCCUGUGGGCCAGUCAUGUUGACACACAAAAUUAACCAUCCCAGGCCCCAUCCCCUUUCCUAGUCACACAUCCUCCCUCCAGGCAUAAGGGGUUCAGGUGACCAGAAUGCCUCAGCUUCAGUACAGAUGUGAAAGCUGGUUUUGGGGGGCCACCUCUUCCACUCUAGGUGUUCCUUUUCCCCCAAUAACUAUUUUCUUCCCUUCACCUUAUAUCUGAGGGGCAAAUGAAUCACUUUAGCACUCUUACCAGCUGUGAAAACUUGGGCAAGAGACACAUUACCAGCACUUCCCUGGUGGUCCAGUGACUAAGACUCUAAGUUCCCAAUGCAGGAGGACUGGGUUCAAUCCCUAGCCAGGGAACUAGAUUCCACAUGCCAUAACUAAAGAUCCCUCAUGCUGCCAGCGAAGAUCAAAGAUCCUGCAUGCCGCAACUAAGACCCAGUGCAACCAAAGGAAAAAAAAAUAAACAGAGAGAGAGAGAAACACAUUCCCUCUGUGUAUCUGUUCCUUGGAGAGCAAGUUUCUUGUCUCUGAGGGUUUCUCUAUUACAUGAGUUAAUAAGCAUGUGCAUAUGCAUACUCUGUAUCCAACUCUUUGCAACUCCACAGAUGGUAGCCCACUAGGCUCCUCUGUCCAUAGCAUUCUCCAGGCAAGAAUCCUGAAAGUUGGUUGCCAUAUCCUACUCCAGGGGAUCUUCCAAACACAGGGAUCAAACCCCUGUCUCUUGUGUCUCCUGCAGUGUCAGGGGAUUCUUUAUCACUGAGUCACCAGGGAAGUCCAAAUGAGAUAAUACAUUGUGGUAGAUGGUAAGCACAGGUAUUAAGAAAAAAGUCAUUUUCCCAACUCUCCCUUCUACCUCCUUCAACUUCUGAUCUUGAGCAGCUAUAGGCAUCCCAGACUCUUUCCCAGGAGCUCUUAAACCAGCUUUCAGGAAGUCAAGGAACUCUGAAAAGAGUAAGCAAAAUUGUGUGUGUGUGUUUAUUUUUCCCAGGCAAAACAUUCAUUGUUUCCAUCAACUUUUCAAAGAGGUUUCAGCUAACAACAAUAAUAAUAAAGGUUUCCUGUUACACAUAUCUGAGUCAGACCCAAUAGGAUCCUAUUCUAGCUCUGUGGACUAGAGGCAUGAGAGAAGUGAAGGGGUCAUUUUUUUAAAGGUACUGAAACCGCAUAUUUCAGAUUGAGACUUGAACUCAUUUUCUUUUAAUUGAAAGCACAUACCUGGUCUCAGGACUUACUGAAGCUCAAGUUCUUUAUGUCUCAGCACAGAAAGAAUGCAGUGAAAGACAAAGCGAUAGGUAAGAAGUGGACUUAUUUAGACAGACACACGCUCCACAGACAGAAUGCAGUCCAUCUCAAAAGGUGAGACUGGCCCUGGGAGAAACACACUCUACAGACAGAGUGUGGGUCACCUAAGAAGGCAAGAGGCCCCAAAAUAUGGGGUGGUCAGUCUUAAUGGGGGGGGCUUCCCAGGUGGAGGUAGUGGUAAAUUGCCUGCCAAUGCAGGAGACAAAAGAGGUGCUGAUUAGUUUCCUGGGUCGGGAAGAUCUCCUGGAGGGUGGCAUGGCAACUGUUAGGUAGUUAGAAUAGGAAACAGGAGUUCAGAAUGGUGGUGGCUAAAAGACAAGGAAGGGAAAAGCCCGCGAAAACAGAACAAAGGAAGGUCAAAGAAAGUUCCAAGGACCGGAGUGAGGACCUCAGGUAGAACAAACAGCUCUCCUGGCUAGCCUAAUUUACACAGGGCAGGCCCAGGGGGAGGAAAGACGUAUAAAAAGAGGAGCCAAAGGGCCAGGGCUCUUUCUUCUCUUCCUGUCUUUGGGUCGGCAUGCCCUCACGCCUCGAGGAUGGAUUUUCCUGCUAUUUUCUAAAUAAAACUGAGUUGUAACACUGAUCUGUCUAAGAGCUAUAACACAGUCUGUUCGAGAACCGAGAGUUAUAACACAGUCUGUCCAAGAGCUGUGAUGCACCAAGGGCUUUAAUAUCCGUC
This is a messenger RNA of Dama dama (fallow deer), 5046 nucleotides long. RefSeq names its product intestine specific homeobox (gene ISX). Gene Ontology annotation, biological process: regulation of transcription by RNA polymerase II. Gene Ontology annotation, molecular function: DNA-binding transcription factor activity, RNA polymerase II-specific; RNA polymerase II transcription regulatory region sequence-specific DNA binding. NCBI's taxonomy places the organism in Eukaryota, Metazoa, Chordata, Mammalia, Artiodactyla, Cervidae. The record is from RefSeq and is a predicted model, not a curated record.